AGGACCUCGUCUCUUCACCUUGUCCCGACACAAAGAUAGCAUAGUGGAAAGGACGUCGGCAUCAUGGGUAAACACAACAAGAAGACCGGACGUGAGCGUCUGGACAAGUACUACCAGAUGGCCAAGAGCCAGGGGUACCGUGCUCGUUCGUCCUUCAAACUGGUGCAUCUGAAUCGAAAGUACGACCUCUUGGCCAAAUCCCGAGUCGUCAUCGAUCUGUGUGCCGCACCCGGAGGUUGGCUUCAGGUCGCCCAAAAGUACUGUCCUCAACAAUCCCUCAUCGUCGGAGUCGAUCUCGAUGCCAUCCGCCCCAUUCCCGGUGUUCACACUUUCGUCGGCGACAUUACCACCCAGGCAUGUAGGACCUCGUUGAAGGGCUACCUGAAGCAUUUCCAGGCGGAUCUGGUCCUUCACGACGGAGCUCCCAACGUCGGUACCGCAUGGAUCCAGGACGCUUUCACCCAGAGCGAGUUGACGCUUCAGUCCCUCAAGCUGGCUACCGAGUUUCUGAAAAAGGGAGGAGCGUUCGUGACAAAAGUCUUCCGAAGUGGGGAUUACAACUCGUUGAUGUGGGUCUUCAACCAACUGUUCGCCAAGGUCGAAGCCACCAAACCUCCUUCGUCCCGUAACGUCUCGGCCGAGAUCUUCGUCGUCUGCCAAGAUUUCCGAGCGCCCAAGUACAUCGACCCCAAGUUCCUGGACCCUAAACACGUCUUCAAGGAGCUCGCCAACUCGAACGCUCCUCUACCCCUCAGCAUCACCCUGGACCCGAGCUCGACCCAGGCUUCGUCCUCUUCCAACUUGAAGGCGACGACGAACGGUUUGACCAAUUCGGGUGCCAGUCUCGCCUUGAACGGGACCACCAACAUUUUCGCCCCGGAAAAGAAACGACGUGCCCGUGAAGGUUACGCCGAGGGGGAUUACACCCUGUACAGGACGUUGCCCGUCAGGUCGCUCGUGCAUGCCAACGGGCUCGAGGCUGUCACCGUGCUCUCAUCAUGUAACGCGCUCGAAUGGGCUCCCAAGGGCGAAGCUAUGGGUGAGGAGGAAAAAGUCUGGUACGAGAGCCGACAUACCGACGACGACAUCAAGGAGAGCAUGAAAGACUUGCGAGUCCUCGGAAAGGGAGAGUUCCGAAGACUGAUGAAAUGGCGACUGGCCAUCCGAUUACAAGUCGGUCUGGACGUCAAAAAGAAGGACGUCGAGGAGGACACCGAGGGCAAGGUGACCAUCGAGGAACCCGUCGACGAAGAGACCCAGGUGACCGAGGAGAUGAAACGUCUACACGAGGAGAAUGCGAUCAAGCAAAAGAGGCUGAAGAAGCGACAGAACGAGAAGAAGGCGAGGACGAUCCAGAGGUUGCAAUUGGGCAUGACGGCCCCGGAGGAUAUGGUCCUCGAGGACGACGCGGCGUUACGGGGUGAAGACAUGUUCGACCUGGGUACAGGAGAGAACGAGGUCAGGCGGAGAGGGGUCAAGGGGAAAGGACUUGCGGAUCUCGUCAAGGAUACCGAUGGGAUGGACGACGACGAGCAGGCCGGCGAGGAAGAUGAGGAGGAUGAGGACGAGGACGAGUACUUGUCAAGCGACGACGAGAGGGAGGCCAAGACGGCCUAUCUCGAAGGCGAGCUCGAUGACUUGUACGACUCUUACAAGGAGAGGAUGAACGAGCGGGACGCCAAGUGGAAGGUGAAGCAGGCUCGUCUGCAAGAUCGAAACCGGGAUGCCUGGCACGGGAUCAGGGACGAGGGUGAAGAUGGCGAGAACGACGGGAUCGUCAAGGUCCAAGGUCACGGGGUGGGUCAGGACGGGAUCGAGGGUGUGGACGAGGGUGAAGAGUCGGAAGAGGGAGGUUGGGAUCUCGUCGCUUCCCACAAGGCCAAGAUCGGGGAAGAGGUCGAUUCGGAUGACGAUUCGGAUUCCGAGCACAGCGGGGAUGAAGAGGGCGCGCCGAGGGUCAAGAAGGUCAGGUUGGCGUUGCCAGGACACGCCACCUCGGCCGCCGCUGUUCGGGCUAUGCAGAUGGCCAACAAGAGCAAGCAGAGCUUGGUCACCAACCUCGGAGCCGAUGUCGAAAAGGCCGAGAUGAGUCGACAGGCGCAGGUCUGGUUCGAUCAGUCCAUCUUCAAGGAUGUUGGUGAUCUCGCCGAUCUGGACGCUGGUGAUGAGGAGGAGCAGGAGAUGAGCGACGAUGAGAUGAGUGGCGAGAUCAGCGAGGAGGACAGCGAUGUGGAUAUGGCCGAGGCGGAUAUUGACGGCUCAGAGCAUGGCGAGGACGACUUUGAGGUAGUACCGGUGCAAGAGGAUGAUGGCAUGCAGUGGGACGUAGAGGAUGAGGAUCAGGACGAGGUCAAGCGACAGAAGAUCCAGAAGAAGGGUCUUUUGACCGCCGAAGCCGUCACCAUGGCCACGGCACUGGUCAAUCGAAAACUCACUGCCGACCAGAUGAUCGACGACGGAUUCAACAAGCACAACUUUAACCACAAGGACGGUCUCCCAACCUGGUUCUUGGAUGAUGAGGGUAAAUACUACAAGCCCAACUUGCCCGUCACCAAAGAGGCCAUCCAAGCGCUCCGCGCAAAACAGCGAGCUCUCGAUGCACGACCAAUCAAAAAGGUCGCCGAGGCCAAGGCGAGGAAGAAGAUGAAGGCUUCGAUGCGCAUGGAAAAGGCCAAGAGGAAGAUGGAUGGUCUGACCGAUGCGCCUGACAUGAACGAGCGGGACAAGGCGACGCAGAUGAUGAAGCUCUUGGGCAAGGCCGCUGGCAAGCCCAAAAAGAAGGAGGUCGCAGUCGUCGUUGCCAAGGGUGUCAACAAGGGAGUCAAGGGUCGUCCCAAGGGUGUCAAGGGUCGUUACAAGAUUGUGGACCCGAGGAUGCGCAAGGAGAUGAGGGCACUCAAGAGGAUCGCCAAGCGGGACAAGAAGCGAAAGCAUUAGACGGUGUUUGGCGUUUUCUACGUGGUUUCGUGGUCUUUCUUCCAUCUCGCUUUCUUGUACAGAUUAGAGGGUGUAGCGAGUAUUGUUGUCUUAUUAGCAGUAUCAUAUCAUUUCGUGCUGAGUUUCUACUACAACAUAAUUGUCCACUUGUUGUCCGUCCCUCUUCCUCGCAUUACAAUACGGACCGCAUG
Molecule: messenger RNA, 3128 nt
Organism: Filobasidium floriforme
Lineage: Eukaryota; Fungi; Basidiomycota; Tremellomycetes; Filobasidiales; Filobasidiaceae
Product: putative RNA methyltransferase
Exons: 5
Coding region: 64-2937 (957 amino acids)
Biological process (GO): maturation of 5.8S rRNA from tricistronic rRNA transcript (SSU-rRNA, 5.8S rRNA, LSU-rRNA); maturation of LSU-rRNA from tricistronic rRNA transcript (SSU-rRNA, 5.8S rRNA, LSU-rRNA); rRNA methylation
Cellular component (GO): preribosome, large subunit precursor; nucleolus; nucleus
Molecular function (GO): rRNA (uridine-2'-O-ribose)-methyltransferase activity; rRNA (guanine) methyltransferase activity
Source: RefSeq, a predicted model, not a curated record